This is a messenger RNA of Neltuma alba, 1151 nucleotides long. RefSeq lists its product as uncharacterized. The transcript has 5 exons. The record is from RefSeq and is a predicted model, not a curated record. Bases 54 to 1013 code for a protein of 319 amino acids. Lineage: Eukaryota; Viridiplantae; Streptophyta; Magnoliopsida; Fabales; Fabaceae.
CUACCCGCAAAAGUCAAAACCGGGAGAGCGUGGAGGGGACGAGCGGCAAAGAAAUGGAAAUACUUUAUCUCUUGUGCUCCAUCUUCUGUGCUCUCCUUACUUCUCUUCUUCUCUCCAUCCUCCUUCCCUUUCUGACGUUACUGCGGCGGCUCCGGCACUGGCUCCGGCACUCUUCCCCUGCCAUUGCUCUAUGUCCGCCCGUUUCUCUAUACCAAGGUACCGUCUGGCACCAACGCCGGCUUCCCGUCCACCACUCCUUCCGCUAUAAUGUUCGCUACGCCCUCAUUGACCUUGAUCGUUCCCCUCACUCGCCGCCCGACCAUCUCUCCGCCGACGAAGCCCGCCAAAUUACAGAUACCACUGGCUCCGUUUUGCUCUUGACAAUACCUCCGAGCGUGGGAUAUGAACAAAAUCCCCUGAGUUUGUAUUAUUGCUAUGAUGUUGAAGGUUCUUCUAGGCGUCUGAAGAAGUGCAUUGCUGAGGUCACAAACACGCCAUGGGGGGAGAGAGUGUCUUUUAUUUUUAAUCCAGAGUCUGAUCUAGUGGCCAAAGCCUUACAUGUCAGUCCAUUUAUGGAUAUGCUUGGGAGUUGGAAUAUUAGAGCAAGUGAUCCUGGAGACAAUUUAACUGUCGCAAUCUCAGUUCAUCACCCUGAGCUUGGCUGCUACUUUACGGCCUCUCUAAAAGCCAAAAAAUUGGGCCCCGGUGAAGAGCCUGAUCAUUCAGUUUUCUUCUGGUUGAUGCCUCAUAAGGUUGCAGUUUGGAUCUAUUGGCAUGCUUUGAAGCUGUGGUGGAAAAAUGUGCGGUUUGUCCAGCAUCCUCGGUAUACCGUUCCCACAUACAGGGAAGAAGCUUUAAUACGUGACCAAAAACUUCAGUGCUGCGGCACAAUGGGAUUUAAUGAUGCAAAUAAAAACAUACCCCGGAGAGGAACAGAGCAGGGUAACUCAGCUGAUAUAAGUUAUAGUAAUCGGUGGUUCAAAUGGAGGGAUGCAAAGUGGCCGUGGUCGUAAACAUGGAUAAUGAACUUUUGCUUUCCUAUUGUUCCUCGUGCUGCUAGGCUGCUAAUGAAAUUUGGUUGCGAUGACAAACACAUUUAUGUUGUAACAAUGUUGAUGAUGAAGAUAAUAAUUUGUCGUAUUGAUUGUGUA